AUGGCUGAGCAACAGGAGGGCAAAAAGCGUGCAUGGGAGGCGGCAGAGCGCUGCAGCCAGAUGGCCAGCUCGAAGCGAGGCAGAUCGCAGGCAGUCGAGCUUGAUGGCCGAGCGGCGUGGAUUCCUCACGGCUGGACUCCGACCGUCACCAUUCGGGCGGCGGCGUCGACGGCACAGCAGAAAGCGCUAUCGGCAGAGGAUCAGCGGCGGUCCGUCCCGACCCAGCCAGUCGCGCCCAACUCCGCCGCCUGGGCUGCUGACCCCGACACGCUCUUCGAACGAUGUGAUGAGAUCCAAGCCCAGCAAAAGCAUCACGCCGCCCCCGACCUGCUGAUGCAUCCACCUCCUCCUCGACGUCAACGGUCAUUCCGCCACACGCUGCCGCACGUUGGCUGGCUCAAGGAUGGUUGGCAUCCUCUUCGGCUCGGACGCUUGACGGAUGGCUCGAUUCGGCCCUACGACCCUUCGUCCUGGUAG
Molecule: messenger RNA, 477 nt
Organism: Moesziomyces aphidis
Lineage: Eukaryota; Fungi; Basidiomycota; Ustilaginomycetes; Ustilaginales; Ustilaginaceae
Source: the annotation of a GenBank genome assembly